AUCAAAUUUUAUUCAUCGAUAUCUCCGCUCGGCGUCGUCACUCUUUUGAAUCUACCAUUGUUCUGUUUUAUAUACACUUUUUUUUUUUUGUAAUUUGCAUAGCUAUAUAUAUAACUGUACCAAUAUUCCCCCAAGAUUUAAUUGUCCCGAGCUCCGUGGCAAAAAAAAAUGUCUGCUAUAAUCCAUGGAGCUGGAGCUGCUACGGCUUUAUCGACGUUUAAUUCCAAGAAACUCGUUGCUCGAUCUCGCACCAAUCUUCCAGGGAGGAGCAAGAGAUGCAUUGUCGCUGCUGGAUCUGAUGAUGGGAGUAAGAGCUUUGGCUCUUCUAGCCUCAGUCUUCGUCACUCUCACAAAUUGAUUGCUAAUAAUGCUGUCGCGACGAAGGCGGACACAUCAGCGACCACUGGACAUGAACUACUGCUUUUCGAGGCUCUUCAGGAAGGUCUGGAAGAAGAGAUGGACAGAGAUCCACAUGUAUGCGUCAUGGGUGAAGACGUUGGCCAUUACGGAGGAUCCUACAAAGUAACCAAAGGCCUUGCCGAUAAAUUCGGCGACCUCAGGGUCCUCGACACUCCCAUUUGUGAAAACGCCUUCACUGGUAUGGGCAUUGGAGCCGCCAUGACUGAUCUAAGACCCGUCAUCGAAGGUAUGAACAUGGGUUUCCUCCUCUUAGCCUUCAACCAAAUCUCCAACAACUGUGGAAUGCUUCACUACACAUCUGGUGGCCAGUUCACAAUCCCAGUCGUCAUCCGUGGUCCCGGUGGAGUGGGACGCCAGCUUGGCGCUGAGCAUUCGCAGCGGCUGGAAUCUUACUUCCAGUCCAUUCCUGGGAUCCAGAUGGUUGCUUGCUCCACUCCUUACAACGCCAAAGGCUUGAUGAAAGCAGCGAUAAGAAGUGAGAACCCUGUGAUUCUGUUUGAACACGUUCUGCUUUACAAUCUUAAAGAGAAGAUCCCGGACGAAGAGUACAUCUGUAACCUUGAAGAAGCUGAGAUGGUCAGACCUGGAGAGCACAUUACCAUCCUCACUUACUCGAGGAUGAGGUACCAUGUGAUGCAGGCAGCUAAAACUCUGGUGAACAAAGGGUAUGACCCUGAGGUUAUCGACAUCAGGUCGCUGAAGCCGUUUGAUCUUUACACGAUUGGGAACUCGGUGAAGAAAACGCAUAGGGUUUUGAUAGUGGAGGAGUGUAUGAGAACCGGUGGGAUUGGAGCUAGUCUUACGGCUGCCAUUAAUGAGAACUUUCAUGACUAUUUAGAUGCUCCGGUGAUGUGUUUGUCUUCUCAGGACGUUCCUACGCCUUAUGCUGGUACUCUGGAAGAGUGGACUGUGGUUCAACCGGCUCAGAUCGUGACCGCAGUUGAGCAGCUUUGCCAGUGAAAUUCAUGUUCUUAUCCGGUGAACCAUUAUUUACCAUUUUCCUAUCAGUUUCCUUUGUCUUUAACUUAGUUCGUAAGAAUUUGUCCAAGUGGUUUGGGUUUGUUAAAUGUUUGUUCUCUUUUGUUGUGUUGGGUAUAUGAUUUUGCAACUUUGUUAAUUUAUCUCCUACAUUUUUAUUUUGAAUCUCAGAAUUUUAUUAUGUUUUAAAAA
Messenger RNA from Brassica oleracea var. oleracea, 1590 nucleotides. Its product is annotated as pyruvate dehydrogenase E1 component subunit beta-2, chloroplastic. The record is from RefSeq and is a predicted model, not a curated record. Gene Ontology annotation, molecular function: pyruvate dehydrogenase (acetyl-transferring) activity. Gene Ontology annotation, biological process: pyruvate decarboxylation to acetyl-CoA. NCBI's taxonomy places the organism in Eukaryota, Viridiplantae, Streptophyta, Magnoliopsida, Brassicales, Brassicaceae. The coding region runs from base 169 to 1380 and encodes 403 amino acids. The transcript has 4 exons.